AUGGUUCCCGCUGCCUAGAGGCGGCUCUGCGCGGGCCGCAGGGGAGGUCACUUCCUGUUCUCGCUGGUCGGCGCUUCCGGCUGGGCCUGGCUCCGGGCCCCGCGGAGCAGCGGAGAGGCCGGGCCGGCGCGGCGGCUUUUCACCAACGUGAUAGCCAGGCCCCGCCGGGGUCUUUCUGGAUUUCCCACAAUGGUGUCAGUUACAAUGGCUACAUCUGAGUGGAUUCAGUUUUUUAAGGAAGCUGGGAUUCCUCCAGGCCCUGCUGUCAACUAUGCGGUUAUGUUUGUGGAUAACAGAAUCCAGAAGAACAUGCUGCUGGACCUGAACAAGGAGAUCAUGAAUGAGCUAGGGAUCACGGUGGUGGGGGAUAUUAUCGCUAUCCUCAAGCACGCUAAAGUUGUUUACAGACAGGAGAUGUGCAAGGCAGCUACUGAAUCGGUGUCCUCCAACCAGCCAAGUGCGCAGUCCGAGCGCCGCAGGAGCACCACCAGCGCUGCCACCCGUAUGAUCGCUAACAGUUUAAGCCGAGAUUCGCCACCUGCUACCCCUGUCCGUAGACCCGACACCAGUACGUCCAAAAUCUCUGUUACUGUGUCCAACAAAAUGGCUGUGAAGAACGCAAAAGCAGCUUUAUGCGAUCCAGCGGACGAGAGCCUGGUGGGCCCGGUGAAGCGACGACGAGUUACAGCGGAGAUGGAAGGGAAGUACAUCAUCAACAUGCCAAAAGGUACCACGCCCAGGACUAAGAAAAUCCUGGAACAGCAGGCAGCAAAAGGUACCACUGGUGUGCCCAGGACAUCUGUGUUUGACCGGCUGGGAGCUGAGAUGAAGGCAGACACAACCACUGGGAAUAAGCCUACAGGGGUCUUCAGCCGACUGGGGGACACACUGGAGGCAGAGGAGGAUAAAGUCACAGAGAGCGACGACGACUGCUCCGUCCUGCAGUAUGCUGGGGUCCUGAAGAAGCUCUCCAAGCCUUUACGCAAGGAAAGUGCCAAACCAGGAGUAACCAUCAAAGCAAAAGCCACGAGCUCGGAGGCAAAACCAGCUGUGACGACCAUUCGGCGACUUGGCAACAAGAGCACUAGCCUGGCGGCGAAGGAAAAGAAGCCGGAAUCAGCGUCCAAAGUCAGUGUCGUACAGAGACUGGGCAAGCCCGCCCUGCCCACCGAGGCCCAGGACAGCAGCGUCACCAGCACGAAGAACAAAGCUGAGCCGCAAUUCAGGGUCACUCUAAAGAGGACUUUGGGUAGUGCUAAGGUUCUUGCCUGUAUCUAGGAAGUAGCAUCUCGAGGUCUCCGUACAGAGAUAAUAUGGAGUGGGGACACUGUGCUGGAACUCUUGAGUCUAAGAGGGUUUCCUAGCAACCUAUAAAACCAAACGUAAGGGCUCCAGGACACUGCGCAGACGUUUGUUUGAAUGUUGUCAGUCCAAGAGUAUUAAUCUAAGAACCACGGGAGAUGUCUCUUCUCCUUCCGUCCUCACGCCUGCUCUUGUGCGAACAUUUCUUAGUACCUUUGCUAGCGUCGCUCCUCCUGCCUCUUCCCAGUACAGCCUUGCACUUGUAUUCCAGGCACGGGUUUCCACCCGGCUCUGUGCAGACAUUGCACUCUGAGAGGUGUGGCAUGGGUUCUGACAGGUCCGUGGGCAGCUCCAGUGUCUGCCAGGAGCAUGCUACGCGUAUGCGUGGCCUGGAUGUGUUUGGUCAGUUCAAGAAAUAAUAUUUUGUUUGCGGGGGAGGGGGAGAGUUUGUUCAGACUUCAGUGGCCAGUUGCCCUAAACUGUAAAGGCUGUCCAAUUCUGCACAGGGCCAGCUUUCUCUUCGGAUUUCCCAGGUCAGAUCGAUCGGCCUCAUCCCCAGAGGCUAGAUACUGGCGUUGCUUUCCCGGAGGCAGCAGAGCUGCCCUCUCCUGAAGAGAUUUCAGCACCCUCGUGCUGAGUGGCUUGGUUUUGAGUAGGCCGGAGACUCAGCAGUGAAGUAAUUUUGCACAUGUGCAAAUACAAAGGCAGAUGUCUGGCUUUGAUUACGUCUCAGCUUCUCUGUCCCCAGGGAAGGCAACAGGCCUUGCUCCCCUUCCUAAAAGGCAGGACUCCUGUACAUUAUUUUCUGUAGGGAGACUAGACGGUUAUGCUGCUGUGUCCAGCCUGGGACAGGAGCCAGGGUCGCUACCAUGCUGUGUGGUGGACCCCACGCAAAGCCCCAUUCUGAGUGGACACGUGCCUGUAUCGAAGAGCCACGGGUGCAGUUGGUGCUGUCACUCCUGGGGGAAAGGCCGAGGACCGAGUCCUCUCUCCCAUCUCGGUCAGAACGUAGCAUAUGACGGGCAGCUUGUCCUGUUCCGUGAAGAGAGGGUAGUCACAGGGCUGUGGGCCAGCUAGUUCCAAUGGCAGUUUGUGCUCCCCUCUUCCCCUCCCUAAAGGGGGUUACUCCUCCCUAGUAGGUACUGGGGGGGCGGGGAAGAGGUUAAUGCCCGUCAGGCUAGCUGGGCAGCUGUCUGGAGUUCACAGACAAAGCUUGGCAGUGUCCCGAGAGAGGUUCCCUGGCUCUGUACCUGCUGGAACACCAGACUAAGGUGGUCACAUGCAGCCCACAGACCUGGAGCAUGGCGUGCAGCCGCACCCUCCCUUGGUGAGUGCUGCAGGAUAUUCGGGUAAAGAGCACUAGGUUAGCGCUAAGUGAGUUAUCUUACUAAAGAGAGUGUAACCUGCCAGAUAGGCCCCAGCUGGCAACGCUCCAUCUUGGCAUAGCCGGAUAUGCUGGGAGCAUCUGUGGGACAUGGCACCGGAGCAAAGAUGAGUGGCUGCCGUUGGCUUCCUUACCAACUGAUUAAGUGUGGUUGUCACUGUAGACCACCUGUGCCCUAACACCAAUGCUGUGUUAGCCUGCCAUGUCGUCGUGCGGUGUCAGGUCUCUCUCUGUUGGUACUGCAGCUGAGGCGCUGGACUGAAGGACUGACUGUUAAUCCAAACAACGAUUCCUCCGUCUUUUAUCUACUGUUCUUUAUUAAGCCAAACAGGCGGUUUAAUGUCUCUGGAUAUAGGCCUCCUCCUGAAGGAGAUCCUGUCGCCUUUUUUGCUGUGGGUUUACUGCAUCCCUUUAGCUUUUCUAUUUUAUAAUCUGGUUUUCAGUGGUUGCCUGUAUUGGUCUUCCUGUUUGUUCUGAAGUGCUAACUUUUCUUGUGAAACGCCCACUUUGCAGGCUCCUUAGGCUUUAUAACGGGGUUAAAACAGGAGUGUUCAGCUGUGCGAUGGAGAUGAGGAGGAGAAUCUUUGCUGCAGGGUGUUUCUGAAGGGAGGGGAUGGGGUUAUUGGAUCCAAGAAAGGGAAGUUUGGUUUUUUUCCCCCCCAAAGACAAAAUAGGAAAGAUGGCAUAACCCAUUACUGAGCAUUUUCGUUGUGCCUGCGAAAGGAGGGGUAAGUGUUCUGAAUGUUUUUACACUGUUGGAGGCAAAACACUUUUUUAAAGGAGGAGAAUGAAAUCUGCACCCAGGCUACAUUGUGUAGUCAGCGGCCAGGAGGCAGUAGAGAUUUGUGUAAUGCACUCAAGGCACGUGCCAUGAUUCUUCAAGGAUUCAACGUGCUGUUGCAAUAAAGCAUAAAAAAAGA
Molecule: messenger RNA, 3606 nt
Organism: Caretta caretta (loggerhead turtle)
Lineage: Eukaryota; Metazoa; Chordata; Testudines; Cheloniidae
Gene: C23H19orf47
Product: chromosome 23 C19orf47 homolog
Cellular component (GO): nucleus
Source: RefSeq, a predicted model, not a curated record